CCUCACUCUCUCCGCUGUCUUCUCAACCAAGCCACCCCCAACCAGACCGUAAAACCACUGUCGUUUCGUCUUCUAACAUGGCAACCAUGGCGUCUUCACUUUCUCUCUCCACCUCCAAGCCUCAAAAGCAUUCUCUUUUCAACUCCUGUUUUCAUGGCACACCCAUUAAUACCACUCUUUCUCUUAACUUGAAACCUAAAGCGACUCCGGCCGCCGGUCUCUCCGUCUCCGCUUCGUCUUCUCCGCCGUACGAUCUCUGCACCUUUAAAUUCGAGCCCAUCAGGGAGUCGAUCGUGUCUAGGGAGAUGACCCGCCGGUACAUGAUGGACAUGAUCAGCCAUGCAGAUACCGAUGUCGUCAUAGUCGGUGCCGGUUCUGCUGGUCUCUCGUGCGCCUACGAACUUAGCAAGAACCCGUCGGUUCAAGUCGCCAUUAUCGAGCAGUCUGUUAGUCCCGGCGGUGGUGCCUGGCUCGGUGGCCAACUCUUCUCUGCCAUGGUAGUGAGAAAACCAGCUCAUCACUUCCUUGAUGAGCUUGGCGUAGAGUACGAUGAGCAGGACAACUAUGUGGUGAUCAAGCACGCCGCACUCUUCACCUCCACCAUCAUGAGCAAGAUUCUGGCUCGUCCCAACGUGAAGCUCUUCAAUGCUGUGGCUGCAGAGGACUUGAUAGUCAAGGGAGGCAGAGUAGGCGGUGUGGUGACCAACUGGGCUCUGGUCUCUAUGAACCAUGACACACAGUCAUGUAUGGACCCUAAUGUAAUGGAAGCCAAGGUUGUGGUGAGCUCUUGUGGGCAUGAUGGACCAUUUGGUGCCACUGGUGUCAAGAGGUUGAAAAGCAUUGGGAUGAUCGAUAACGUGCCGGGAAUGAAAGCUUUGGAUAUGAACGUAGCUGAGGAUGCUAUUGUGAGAUUGACAAGGGAGAUUGUUCCUGGAAUGAUUGUCACUGGCAUGGAGGUUGCUGAGAUUGAUGGUGCUCCAAGAAUGGGACCAACAUUUGGAGCCAUGAUGAUAUCAGGACAGAAGGCAGCACAUCUUGCAUUGAAAUCACUUGGAUUACCGAAUGCAGUGGAUGGAACAUACGCAGGCGGUCUUCAUCCCGAGCUUGUCUUGGCUGCUGGUGAAUCAGCUGAGACUGCUGAGGCUUGAAGAUAAGAAGUAGGAAGAGAUGAAAAUCGUCGAAUGUAAUUGAGAAAGAUAAGAAUAAUAAUAUUGGUUUGGUGUGAUCGAGCAGUGUGGUAGGUUCUGUGAACAGACUUCUUUUGUUUCUUUUCCAUGUUGAAGUUUUCUUCAUGUGGAGUGGACUGAAUCUUUGUUAAAAGUUUUAAGAAUGUUAUUGUCUUUUUAUAUUUCUUGUGAUGGAUAGUGCAGACAUGAAACAAUGCCCUUCUUGGUGCUUCGA
Carica papaya (papaya) is the source of this 1401-nucleotide messenger RNA. It is a transcript of the gene THI1, whose product is annotated as thiazole biosynthetic enzyme, chloroplast (ARA6) (THI1) (THI4). The record is from RefSeq and is a predicted model, not a curated record. Gene Ontology annotation, biological process: thiamine biosynthetic process. Lineage: Eukaryota; Viridiplantae; Streptophyta; Magnoliopsida; Brassicales; Caricaceae.